Messenger RNA from Tinamus guttatus (white-throated tinamou), 687 nucleotides. The record is from RefSeq and is a predicted model, not a curated record. Lineage: Eukaryota; Metazoa; Chordata; Aves; Tinamiformes; Tinamidae.
AUGUUGCCAACUCCCUGGAAUAAUUGUCUUGUUACUCCAUCGGAAAUCAGACAUAGUGUUAAUUCCGGAGCCCUUUUCCCGGGCAUUCCCCGAGACUACAAGCCCCAUCAGUCUUUGCGGUGCCUCUUGCUAGCCCCUCGAGGCUCGGUGCCGCGGGGACUCCUGGGACUUGUAGGCACCGGCCGCGCACGCGGCUCCUGCGGCUACGAAGCCUGGAGCGAUCCUUGGGCCGGCGGCUUCAAGGAGCUGUGGAAGUCGGGGGGAUAUCCCUAUAGGUUAUCUGGUAGGGAUGGGAGCUGCUUGUCGGCACCACAGCCCGGCUAUGGAGACAGAGGGCAGCGGGAGAGACACACUGAGGCCAAAGGUGGCCACAGGCAGGCUUAUCAUUCCAGUAACCCUCCUUUGUUGCCCCUGGGCGGCCUCCGGAGCUGCUCCGAGAUGAAGGUGGGUAUCAAGCGCAUGACGAGCUAUCUGUACUGGCUGUACUACCAGUACGAGCUGAUCACGUGCAGCUACCUCAUGGAGCCCUGGGAGAAGGUGCUCUUCUACACGGUGAACGUGGCCACGCUCGUGACGCUCGCGUACGCCGCCUACCUCUUCGUCCCGGCCCGCAUCAGCGCGGCCUUCCGCUUCCUCCUGCACUUACUCGGAAAUCAGCCUGAAAAUACUGUUUCUAUCUUGAAAUAA